AUGUCUGAUCUCGAUAGAAAACCUCAAGGAUUCAGCGGAUCCACAGGUGUAGCUGGUGAUUCAAACAUCGAUGACCCUUGGGCUGACGGGACCAGCAAUACCCAAAAUCAAGGCGAAUCCAGUGGUUACAAAGGCUCUUCAUACGGAGGAAGCGACAAUCGUCAACAAGGACAUUACUCUUCAGAAAAUCGUCCCCAGGAAAGAAGAGGCUACAGAGGAAACCGUAGAAGAGGCCAAUUCAAGCACUAUGGCGACAAUACCCAUGAAAAUAACAGAACUUAUCAAAGCCAUGGUGAUCGCGAUGAAGAACAAUGGGGUUUCAGAAAAAAUGAGACUCACGAGGACAGAAAUGUGGAAAAUAGAAGGCAAAAUCAGAGAACUAACGACGCUUAUCACAACCAACAGAGAUAUCAUAACGAAGGCCAUAGAGAUGAUCGUCAGCAGAGAUACCAUAAUGAAGGCCGUCAGCAAAGAUACCAUAAUGAAGGCCAUGGAGAUGAAAAUCCACAGAGAUACAACAGAGACGAACAUCAGCAGAGAUACAACAAUGAAGGCCAUAGAGAUGAACGCCAGCAGAGAUACCAUAAUGAAGGCCAUAGAGAUGAGCAUCAGCAGAGAUACCGCAAUGAAGAGCAUAAAGAUGAACAUCAUGAAAUAAAAGAAGAUUCAUAUAAUGAAGGAAGAGGCCGUGGCAGAUAUAGAGGGAGAGGAAAUAGAAGAGGCGGAUAUAAUAACAACUACAGAGGUCGUCCUUAUACAUCUCAUGAUCAAGUCAGAAAUCAAGAAACUUCAAAAGAGCACUCUGAUGAGCACCAAAAUGAAGACAGGCCAUCAACUUCAAACCAAGAACGUAAUUAUUAUGGAGAUAGGCCACGCAACAAUGACCGUAGAAAUCAAAGAAGAGGAAACCGUGGAGGCUAUAAUAAUCGAGACAACAGACAAUAUGAAAGCCACGAAGAAAAGCCUCAUGAAAGCUGGGGAGAAACUGAAGGCCAGCAGCACUACAAACCGAGGUCUGAACAAUCUUCUACCAAGCAACCUCCUGCGUUUACCCAAGUCGGUUCUUUAGAGCCUGAGCUCAGAGGCUUUAACAUCAAAUGCAAAGCAGCUUCUGAGCCUUACCAAGUCCAAGUAAAAACCAGAUCGAACACUUUUACAGCUUGGGAAGUCUUAGUCGGUGACGAAACUGGGUGCAUAAAGCUGCAGCUGCCUAGUGAAGACGUUGCCAGAACGAUCAGGAUUAAUUCUUCAAUCUUCGUAAGGAAUGGCAUUAUACUUAUGAGACAAGAGAGCUACAUGAUACUGCUAAUCAACAAAUGGGGAAAGGUCGAAGUGUCAUCUACUGAUUUUGCUUUUCAAGUAAACAAAGGCAAUAACAUGUCUGAAGUUGAAUAUGAAAGAACAUCUUAA
Blepharisma stoltei is the source of this 1410-nucleotide messenger RNA. Lineage: Eukaryota; Ciliophora; Heterotrichea; Heterotrichida; Blepharismidae. The record is from the annotation of a GenBank genome assembly.